AUGUAUUCGGAUAAUUUUAGAACGUUCAAGCGAGUGCGGCGCGAUCUCACCCUCGAUAGGCUGUCGCAGCAUCCUCAAGUAAGCGGGUUCCUCACGGGGCGCCGCCUCUCAUGGAAGUUCAUCGUAGAACGAGCAGCCUGGUGGGGUGGGUUCUGGGAGCGUCUGAUUCGAACCGUAAAGACGUGCCUGCGCAAGAUUCUAGGCAGAAGCACCCUUGGAUACGAAGAUCUUGCUACGAUCCUCGCCGAAAUCGAAGCUGUGAUGAAUUCUCGGCCACUAACAUACGUCUCGGAAGACCCAAACGAUUUUGCGGCCAUCACCCCCUCCCACUUUUUAGUAGGCCACAGGCUCACCGCUCUCCCAUCACGCGAGCCAAGAGCCGCAACCGGGUCAACUCCCGUGGACCUACGACGACGAUGGAUUUACCAGGAGAGGUUGACAGACCGGCUUUGGGAAAAGUGGACGAAAGAAUAUAUCCUUUCCUUGCGAUCGGCCAACACCUGCAAGCCUGUCCAGUCACGCAGUGUUAAGGUCGGUGACCUGGUGCUGAUAUCCGCUGAGCAGAGACCACGAAUAUCUUGGCCUCUAGGGCGAGUCAGCCAGGUCAGGGUCAGCCCAGACGGAAGGAUACGGUCGUGCGAAGUGACCCUGCCAGGAGGACGGACACUCAACAGGCCGGUCCAGCUUCUCUACAGACUGGAAGCAGACAGCUGA
This is a messenger RNA of Ornithodoros turicata, 714 nucleotides long. RefSeq lists its product as uncharacterized. Lineage: Eukaryota; Metazoa; Arthropoda; Arachnida; Ixodida; Argasidae. The transcript has a single exon. The coding region runs from base 1 to 714 and encodes 237 amino acids. Gene Ontology annotation, molecular function: nucleic acid binding. The record is from RefSeq and is a predicted model, not a curated record.